This is a messenger RNA of Musca domestica (house fly), 775 nucleotides long. RefSeq names its product coiled-coil domain-containing protein 25. The record is from RefSeq and is a predicted model, not a curated record. The transcript has 3 exons. NCBI's taxonomy places the organism in Eukaryota, Metazoa, Arthropoda, Insecta, Diptera, Muscidae. The coding region runs from base 93 to 716 and encodes 207 amino acids.
UUCCAGAACGACGACAAGGCUCUAGUUUUUAAGGUCGGCGUGAAUAGUUUUGUUUUAGAACUUUUUUUUUUCAAUUAAUUCCCAGCUGAACAAUGGUCUUCUAUUUUAAAAGUUGUGUCGUUGAUCCACCGGCUGUGCUGUACAUGGGAAGGGAUAAGUUUGAGAAUGAAGACUUGAUAAAAUGGGGCUUUCCAGAAGAUGUUUGGUUUCAUGUACACAAUUAUUCAUCGGCACAUGUCUAUCUUAGAUUAGAAAAGGGCCAAACAAUUGAUACCAUACCACCCGAUGUCCUAACCGACGCCGCUCAACUGGUCAAGGCCAACAGUAUUCAGGGAAACAAAAUAAACAACAUAGAUGUAGUCUAUACCAUGUGGGAGAAUUUGAAAAAGACUCCCGACAUGGAACCCGGCCAGGUGGCCUAUCACAAUGAAAAGGCUGUCAAGAUGAUACGCGUUGAGCGUAGAAAAAACGAAAUUAUCAAUCGUUUGAAUCGCACCAAAACAGAAGACUAUCCCGAUUUAAGGGCGGAGCGUGAGAAACGUGAUGCCCAGGACAGGGCUGAGCAAAAGGCCAAGCUGCGAGCACAAAAAGAACUCGAAAAGGAGCAGGAAAAGAAACGUAAAGAAGAAGAGGAAUUGCGUAGCUAUACGGCAUUGUUGAAAACCGAAAAUAUGACAACAAAUCAGGAUGGCAAUGACUCCGAUGAUUUUUGGUAGAGUUUUAAAGAUCUUUUUUAUAUGUUUCAAUAAUAAAAAAAAAACAAAUUGUUAAAAAA